Molecule: messenger RNA, 1642 nt
Organism: Salvia hispanica
Lineage: Eukaryota; Viridiplantae; Streptophyta; Magnoliopsida; Lamiales; Lamiaceae
Product: protein neprosin-like
Source: RefSeq, a predicted model, not a curated record
UUCCUAUCCUUAUUUCAGCCUCAUACCUCCAGUGUGUGUGUGAGAAAUAAACAAAUAUUUCACUUAUUCUUACAUAAAUCCCAUGCAUAUGUUAGUGUUUUAGAAGAAUGGUGUAACACCUAAUUUGUGUUACUGUGUGUGUUUGAAAUGGGAAUUGCUGCAAGAAGAUUUUCAAUAAUUCCUCUUCUUUUCCCAUUUUUUGUUGCAAUUUUGUGCCAAGAAUCAUUGGCCAUAUCCACUUCAUUCAACCAUACAAAAUAUAAACAAAUUAGCAGCUUGAGACUAGCCAGAAUCCAGAGGCAUUUAGACAAGAUCAACAAGCCUCCUGUCCUAACUAUUCAGAGCCCAGAUGGAGAUAUCAUAGAUUGUGUACAUAAAAAAAGACAACCAGCUCUAGACCAUCCUCUUUUGAAACAUCACAAAAUCCAGAGGGUGCCAUCUAGAAUGCCAAAAGAAGUGGAAAUGGAAAAAACAAAUGGGAGCACAAGUGUGGAUGGAUUUAGAGGAGUGUGGCAAAUGUGGCAUCAAAAGGGACAGCUUUGCCCAAAGGGGACAGUUCCGGUUAGGCGUAGCUCGAUGCAAGAUGUGUUGAGGGCUAAAUCUUUGUACGAUUUCGGCAAGAAAUCAGUUCAAUUCUUGCCUCUCGCCGCCACCACCACCGGAGGUGGAGCCGCCGUGCCAAAUAUUGCGGGCAAUGGGCAUGAGCACGCAAUCGCAUAUACGACUUCGUCGGACGCGAUAUAUGGGGCAAAAGCAACAAUCAACGUGUGGGACCCAUCGGUUGAGCGAUCGAGCGAGUUCAGCCUAUCUCAGAUUUGGGUUCUUUCCGGCUCCUUCGACGGCUCAGACCUCAACAGCAUUGAAGCCGGCUGGCAGGUUAGUCCGGAGAUGUACGGAGACAGUAGACCAAGAUUAUUCACUUAUUGGACUAGCGAUGCAUAUGAAGCAACAGGAUGCUAUAAUCUUUUGUGCUCAGGAUUUGUCCAAACGAGCAGCCGAAUAGCCAUCGGAGCAGCCAUUUCUCCGGUGUCUUCCGUUGCCGGAGAUCAAUUCGACAUCACCAUCCUCAUAUGGAAGGAUCCAAAGUCGGGAAAUUGGUGGCUGGGCUUUGGGGACCGCACAUUGGUGGGCUAUUGGCCCGUGGAGCUCUUCACCCAUUUAUCGGAUCGGGCCACGAUGGUCGAAUGGGGCGGCGAGGUCGUCAACUCUCGGCCUGAUAACCAACACACAUCCACUCAAAUGGGCUCGGGCCGGUUCGCCCAAGAGGGCUUCGGCAAAGCCAGUUAUUUCAGAAAUUUAGAGAUUGUGGAUUCGGACAACAGCCUGAUAUCGGCCCGAGACAUCACAACCUUAGCUGAGAACAUAAAUUGUUACAACAUUAAGAAUUCUUAUAAUGAUCGAUGGGGCACUUAUUUUUACUAUGGUGGGCCUGGAAGAAAUCCAUUGUGUCCAUAAUUUUACAAUGUUUUGAGGCUAAAAGAAGAAAAAAUAGCCUUAAUGAAAUAUUUUUAGAUGAAUAUAAAUGUAUAAUUAUUAUUUUUUUCAUAAUGAAUGUAGAUCGCCAUUGUGAUCAUGUAUCAAUGUUGUUAUUCUUUUUACAAAAUUUGAAUAUGUGUUGGAGCUUGAAAUACAAAGCAUAACA